AUGGAUUCAUGCACAUCAACUCCACCUGACCAGUAUUUAACACUCCAGUCAAUUCUUGAGUGCAUCCUCCGCCUUGACAUGUUAGACCAGCGCAUUGACAUGUUAGAGCGCCGCCUUGACGUGUCAGACCAUGGCAUGCGUGAGGCAAUGCAGGAGAUUCGCAGCGUCAAGAAUCUCAUUUGCAAUUGCCAGUCAGGUUUCACAAUGGAGCAUUCAGGUGGACAUGAUAGCACCGUCGACUCUCAAGCUGGAGUCAAUGACCUUGAUGCCAUUACGUCGCUUGAUGAUAGCCAAAUCAUGCUACAGCCUGCAGCAUUCCAUGGAACAUCGUCCGGGGUCAUCAGAUCGUUGUCAGGGGGUACAACAGGCCCAUUGCGCUACGGCGCUCGCAGUCCUCCUAUCACAGUUAAGCAUUCGGGUGGACGUGAUGGCAUCGUCGACUCCCAAGCUGGACUCAAUAGCCUUAAUGCCUGCACCCUCGUACAGGGUCACGGGAUCGGUGCCAUGAAGGUACAGAAGCAUAGUAUAUACUCUGAGGACUUCACGGCAUCCUAUGGUAUGGAUGCCACGGAAUCGUCAUCAGAGGGUGUGGGUGCUCGCUUCGAUUUAUCGCUCGAUGUCGAUGGCACGUCCGAUCCCGUGUGGAGGUGGAACUAUCAAUGGGUAGAGAAAGCCAAUGUAGAGAUCUCGAAAGUAACAGGCAAGGCAAUGCAUACCGUUGUUUGGAAUGUCGAGUGUUUUCAGGGGAGUGCUACAAUUGGAAAUAAACCUAAUUAG
Suillus plorans is the source of this 777-nucleotide messenger RNA. RefSeq lists its product as uncharacterized. Bases 1 to 777 code for a protein of 258 amino acids. NCBI's taxonomy places the organism in Eukaryota, Fungi, Basidiomycota, Agaricomycetes, Boletales, Suillaceae. The transcript is spliced from 6 exons. The record is from RefSeq and is a predicted model, not a curated record.